This is a messenger RNA of Pundamilia nyererei, 1887 nucleotides long. RefSeq names its product E3 ubiquitin-protein ligase RNF123-like. The coding region runs from base 1 to 882 and encodes 293 amino acids. The record is from RefSeq and is a predicted model, not a curated record. NCBI's taxonomy places the organism in Eukaryota, Metazoa, Chordata, Actinopteri, Cichliformes, Cichlidae. The transcript is spliced from 6 exons.
AUGACAAAUGUGCCUGUUUUCUCUUUUUCAGACGAUUUGGCGAGUAAAGCAAACAUCAUCAUCGACCCCGCGGAGAUCCAGGCCACGUCCAUGGACGACCUGGACGAGGACGACGAGAGCGGAGCUGCUCAGAGGCUUCCCGGGGCCGUGGCGAUGGGCGGAGCUCUGGCGAGGCCCAGCUGGUUAAGUUCUCCCACUUUGGGUCGGGCCAACCGCUUCUUGAGCACGGCCGCCGUCAGCCUGAUGACCCCCAGGCGACCCCUGAGUCAGCCGGAGAAGGUGAAGGUCCGAACGCUCGCCGUGGAGCAGCGCACCGAGGAGGACAUCGAGGGAAGUCAUGGCAACGACGGCCUGUUGCUGGGGCGACCGCUCGAGGAGCCCGAUCAACAAAUUGCAGACAAGUCGCUGCUGGAGAUCGUGGACGGGAUCGUGAUGAUGUACAACCUGAGUGUCCAUCAGCAGCUGGGGAAGAUGGUGGUGGUGUCGGACGACGUCCAUGAGUACGCCGUGGCGCUGAAGGAUACGGAGGAGAAGAUCGCCCGCUGCCCCGCCAGAAGGGCCGACAUCCUGGAGGAGCUCCAGAAGAGCCAGAAGGUUUUUGCGGAGAAGCUGAACCACCUGAGCAGGAGGCUGGCCUGGAUCAACGCCACCAUCUACUCCAAGGAGAAGAUGCUGGACAUCUACUGGCUGCUGUGUGUCUGCAUCCGCACCAUCGAGCACGCCGACAACACCGGCUCUCUGUUCGCCUUCACAUCAGAGUUCUACCUCAACGUCGCCAUGAACGCGUACAGCGCCCUGAAGAACUACUUCAGCCCGGCUAACGGCAUGGACGAGCUGCCCGGUAAGCACCGCGAACCAUCAGCCCACCCAGCCUGCAGGUGAUGUUUGACCUGAGGCAGGUCGUUGAACGGGCGGGGCGCGCUUCAUCAGGGUUGUUAUGGUUGGAAGAUUUAUUUUUUUGCAUUAGUCUUUACUGUGAAGCCAAGCGAGCGUUCCCUUUUCCACCUCACCUGUCGAAGGUGUCUGCAGGUGCACCUGCGCGAGUCGUGGUCCAGCUGUGCUUCAGUGUUUGAUCCUGUUUUAGGUUAACGCCGUUUCUGUGACGUCGGGUUUUUGUUUCCCGUGUUUGUGUGUUUAAACGAUGCUUGCGCUGAAAGUCUCCCCACAGCAUCGCACCUCCACAGCCUGCACCGCUCACACAGGCGGGCUGGUUGUGUUCUCCCCACCUCUGAGCCGACCACGUCGCAGCAGACGUAAGGAGACGUCCAGAUUGGUCGGUUUGUUUUUUCUGUUCUUAGCUUCAGGAGUGAGACGGCGUGAUCUGCUGCUGCUCUUCUGCGCACCUUGGUUAUAACGAGUUGUUAUUUUAUUGGUUAUCGAUUAGCGGUUAUUUCUUUUGACUUCCUGUCAGCUCGAAGCAGUCUGCCCUUCUCCUCUGACCUCAGCAGGGCGUUUCCUGAACUCUAGAGCAGGCGUGUCAACCGUACGAGAUGAUUUCAUCUGUCAGUCGUUAACUGGCCGCCAGUAUGUGGGAGCCGGACCUUCAGCCCUACUGGGAACCCAUGCAGACAGGGCGGCGCAGUAUUUUGAUUUUGAUGGGCACACCAUGUGGUCAUCUGUGAAAGAAGAGGGCAAAGCUUCUUUAGCAGCAGUACCUGCUCGGCACGGUUCACCACGGUUAUCAGGGUUUCAUCAGGUCGUAGUACCUGGUACCAGGUGAUCCGAGCCGGUCCUGCAGCUCGCAGUCUGACGGCAUCAGGGAAAAGCUUUCCCCUCACAGUCCUCGUGCAGAUGAAAUGUGCUUUGUGAUGAGAUGCUUCAUCGAUUCAUUUGUUAGUACUUGAAGACACUUCCAUCCUCGAUAAAGCCGACUCCAGGUCACUGAGG